Molecule: messenger RNA, 550 nt
Organism: Zychaea mexicana
Lineage: Eukaryota; Fungi; Mucoromycota; Mucoromycetes; Mucorales; Lichtheimiaceae
Exons: 1
Coding region: 123-515 (130 amino acids)
Source: RefSeq, a predicted model, not a curated record
CUUCCUAUAAAAUAUGCAGCAGCAUAAGCUGGGUCUAUUUCGUCGACUAAUAACUGAAGUCAAGCACUACCAGCGAGCACUUGCAGGGAAUAGACUUGCAUCAUGCUUACAACUGCCCUGGAAUGCUGCUUAGUACUCAUUCUGCAGCGUUCAGUCGACCGCUGGAAUCUAAUCCCAAUAAUGUAGGUGUCCAGCGCACGCCGCGACAGCUCCUCUACAUUGGUUACUUACUCAUUUUACUGACAAUAUUCACAGCCGCUGCUCCUCUGCUUUGCGCAUUACUCACACUUCUUCUCGGCUUCAGCUCUUCACUUUCCCUUUUCCAUUCCUUUUAUUCCCUGCCCUCCAGAAUCGAUAUCCUCCUGUUCCCCUUCACUUGCUUCUGUUGCUUCUUUCUCUCCUGCUGCUUGUGCACUACCGUACUCUCAACAUUUCCUCCACAUCACACUCCUCUAUCUUUGUUGAAAAAGAGUUUCCCCUCGUUGGAAAAAGACCCUCUGCUCACCUACUCUUGAAACAAUGUGUAGGACAUUGUGUGGACACUUUUAGC